GAGGCGGCUGGCAGGGGCCGCCCGCGCUGAGACAGGCGGGCUGCGCGUGCCCCGGCCGGCAUGGAGAUCGGGCGCUGCGGGGAGCAGGAGGCGAGCAGAAAGGAGCAUUGGAAACUGCUGGGCAAUUUGAAGACCACCGUCGAGGGAUUAGUGUCCAGCAACAACCCGAACGUCUGGUCUAAGUAUGGCGGCUUGGAGCGGCUGUGCAGGGAUAUGCACGGCAUCCUCUAUCACGGGCUCAUCCACGAUAAGGUGUACUGCAAGCAGAAGGAUUACUGGCAGUUUGUGAAAGACAUCCGCCGGCUGAGCCCGCAUUCUGCUCAUCACGUGGAGAAAUUCAUCAGCCUGCACGAGAAUGGCCAGCCAAGCGCAGAUGGUGUAGGUGAUCAAGCCAUAGCAGAGCUGUGGCUACAGCACAGUCUGCAGUUCCACUGCCUCUCCGCACAGCUGAAGCCGCUGCUUGAGAACAGACAGUACAUCAGGAAAUUCUACUCAGACGCUGCCUUCCUGCUCAGUGAUGCCCACGUGACUGCCAUGUUACAGUGCCUGGAGGCUGUGGAGCAGAACAACCCCAGACUUCUGGCUCAGAUUGACACGUCCAUGUUUCUCAGAAGGAGUGAGGCCCCAUUGCCUGUGACGAAGAGUCAAAGCCUGACGGCCCUCCCUGGUUCUGUAUGUAUCCCUCCUAUGGACUAUACACAGCACAGGUACUUCGGAUCCUUCUCCAGUCUGCACCAACCAGCCUCCAACAGCAUGUCAGACAGGAGACCAGCAAGCCCCUCCGUGUGCAGCAGCACGAGCCAGCCUCUGGAAAAUGCCCUGUACAACGUACCCCUCUUGCUGCCUGAGGACAGAUCCCCUCUGGGCCAACCUGGCCUCUCGCGGCUCAGUUUUACCUCCCCCAGAGACUCCUUCUCUUCAGUCAGCGAGAUGAGCACCAGCACCGUGACCAGCCAGAGCGAGGACCCCUGGGCGAGUAGCCAGGAUGACACCCAGAGCGACACCAAUGAUGGGCCGGAGUAUCUGGCCAUUGGGAACCUGGGGCGGUGCGGCCGGGCCUGUAGCAGCCAGAGCAGUGCCAGCAGUAGCACCACCAACAGCAACAAGAGCAGCGGUUCCAAUCUGUUCUCAUCCAGCAGCUCCCAGAAGCCGGAGUCCAUCUCCUCCUUGGAGGACCAGGGUGCGAGCGGCGGCAGCAGGGGGAUGAGUCUCUUGCGCAGGUCCAGCUUUUCGGAGGGGCAGGCAUCAACCCCCCAAGGGAUCCUCAAGAGAAGCCAUGCACGCUCGCACUCAGAUACCAACGUGGCCUCUGGGAAAACUCCCGAAUCCCAGUGUGACGCCUCGAGGGUGCCGGGUCAUGUCUCCGGCUCCACCCAGAGCAGCGAAGCGAGCACGCCCAGCUCCCUCUACAUGGAGUACGAUGCUGGCCAGUACCUGAGUUCGGGGGAAGGGAUGUUCCGAAGACCCUCGGAAGGACAGUCCCUGAUCAGUUACCUGUCUGAGCAGGACUUCGGCAGCUGUGCAGACCUGGAGAAGGAAAACGCUCACUUCAGCAUCUCUGAGUCGCUGAUCGCCGCCAUCGAGCUGAUGAAAUGCAACGUGAUGAACCGGCGGCUGGAGGAGGAGGAAGAGGAGAGUGACAAGGAGAUCCAGGAGCUCAAGCAGAAGAUUCGCAUCCGGCGCCAGCAGAUCCGCACCAAACAUGUGCUCCCUGCCUACCGGGAAGUGGGCUCCGACAGCUUCGUGGCUACAGACAGUGAGUCCCAGUUCAGCUCCCGUGACUCCAUGUGGCUGUCUGACUCGGGCUCAGCAGAGGACGUGGAGGAGUACGAGAUAAGAGAUGGUAACGAUGGAUCUAACCUGAUUCAAAUGUCCAAGAACGGCCUGUCAGUGUCAAUGGCUUCCUUGUUUUCAGAUGCGGACAUCAAGCGGGGUGCAGCGUCUAGCAGGAAGUCUUUCCUCUCCUCGGAAUCCAUAUCCCACUCCUUCCUCCAUUCGAACUCAGCGGAGGCCGUGGCCAUGGGCUUGCUGAAGCAGUUCGAAGGGAUGCAGCUCCCAGCCGCUUCUGAACUGGACUGGCUAGUCCCAGAGCAGGAUGCCCCCCAGAAGCUCCUGCCAAUUCCGGACUCUCUGCCCAUCUCGCCCGACGACGGAGAGCACGCCGACAUCUACAAGCUCCGAAUCCGGGUCCGCGGGAACCUGGAGUGGGCUCCCCCCCGGCCGCAGAUCAUCUUCAACAUUCACCCAGCCCCAACGAGGAAGGUGGCUGUAGCCAAGCAGAAUUACCGGUGCGCAGGCUGCGGCAUCCGGACAGACCCCGAUUACAUCAAACGGUUGCGGUACUGCGAGUACCUGGGCAAGUACUUCUGCCAGUGCUGCCACGAGAACACCCAGAUGGUCAUUCCCAGCCGCAUCCUGCGGAAGUGGGACUUCAGCAAGUACUACGUCAGCAACUUCUCCAGGGACCUGCUGAGCAAGAUCUGGAGCGACCCGCUCUUCAGCGUGCAGGACCUCAACGCCGCUCUGUACCGGAAGGUGAAGGCUCUGAAUCAAGUCAGGCUGUUGAGAAUCCAGCUGUUUCGCUUGAAGAACAUGUUUAAGACCUGCCGACUAGCUAAAGAGCUCCUGGAUUCCUUCGACACGGUGCCAGGUCAUUUGACGGAGGAUCUCCACCUCUACUCCUUAAAUGACCUGAAUGCCACUAAGAAGGGGGAGCUAGUUCCCCGCCUGACGGAGCUCAUAAAGGCAGGUACCCUGCACGUUGAGAGAUGCAUGCUGUGCCAAGCCAAAGGCUUCAUCUGUGAGUUCUGUCAGAAGGAGGAGGACAUCAUCUUCCCCUUCGAACUGAACAAGUGCAGGACGUGUGAAGAGUGCAAGGCCUGCUACCACAAAUCCUGCUUCAAAUCGGGCUGCUGCCCCCGGUGUGAGCGCCUGCACGCCAGGAGAGAGCUGCUGGCCAAGCAGAGCAUGGAGUCCUACAUCUCGGACUACGAGGAGGAGGAGCCACCAGAGGCAGUGGCCGCGACGUGAGUGUGGUGGCGGAGGGCGAAGAGGAGACCAGCGAAUGUAUUUGUGUGCGUGGCCCUCGUCAUCAGAGACUAAACUAAGGACUAACCUGACUCUUUCACAAUAAAGGAGCCCGUGGGAGGGCUGAAUUGUGGGAGAUCUCGGAGCAGCUGGCCCUCACACGCUGACGGGAUCGGCUUGGUUUGCCUCAAGAGAGCCGGUUUCUUUGCUCUCUACGCGAUGGUGUUGGGGACGGCGGACUCCGGACGCUAGUUCUCGCAGUCGGGAUCCUGCCGAGGUGGACACGCUGCUGCCUUCGUACAGGGUCCGGCGGCGAAUCCUGUCUGCGCCACACUCCGAGCGCAAUGAGCGUUUGUAUGCCAGUGUGCUCCCCUGGCCCCUUAGGGAGGAGCUCAGCCAGACGCUGGCUUAGCCAGGAGGUUCUUGAGGAGCUUCCACCGGUUAGGAGGUGAAAGCUCCUGUCUAGCUCAGCUCUCCACGGGGGAGUAACUGGAGUCCUGCCGCUGCCCAGGCUGGCUGCCUUGGGGCAAAAGAGAAGGGGCUUUGCCAAGUCCUCUGCCUAUGACACGCCAUAUCCUUUGCCGCUGACAUGACCUUUUUAACAAUCCCUUAUUCAGAACUGAUAUGACUUGAUUUGGGGGCGGGGGGGAAGAAGCAGCAGCAAACAGCGCCUUGUCCUCUGCCUGGCGAAGCCAUCACAAACUGGAUACCUGCUGGGCUGGUAGAUCAGGCUAGAGCACGCGGACUGUGUGGGAUUUUCCCUUCGACCCGGCCCUGCUUUAGCUGCAUGCAGGCUGGGGGAGAGAGCUGUGCCAGUCGCUGUCGGGAGCAGCCCCCGUCUCCGCUAUUGAUGUUCGGUUCCUCAGACUGUGCCUGGUGCUGACGGAGCUCCCACCUGCUGGGUGAAGGGCUGGGCUUCGGCCCAGAGGCGUGACUGCCACCUUUCCCCCAGUGCUAGGUGCCGGGAGAUCGCCCUGUGCCAUGCUCUGGCACUGACAGCAGGUGAACAAGGGGCUGGAAGGCGGGGAGGACAGACCAUGAGGAAGGUGCAUGCCCAGCAUGGGGAGAGGAAACGCCUUGGCUGAGCUGGAGGAAGCAGCUGCUCUGAAGCUGGCUUCUCUCUGCUGACCUUGCAGGAGAUGAGCUGCCGAGUGCUGCUGUUACCCUGGGCUGGGGGCAGGGUUCCCCCGUGUCUGUCUGCCGGGGCAGGGGGGCUGGGCAGUUACUCUUAGAUCCAAGAGCAAGGAUGAGUUUGAACACAGCCAGAGCUCAAUGCCGGGGUGCCAGGCGGAGUGGGGGCUCCUGCACCAGGCCCAUAGCUGGGCACUCAGGUGACUCCACGUGACACUCACCCCCACUAUUUCGGAGCUUGAUGAAGUCACGGUCAGUCUCAGUGGAGCCUUUCUCCCAUCCAUGCUGCACCCUCGGUGUAAUGUGUCCUCCCUGCAGUGGAUUCUGGCCAGGCCCGUUCCAGACCUUGGCGUUGGUGUGUCGGGCCUGCCAGUUUGUGCUGGGCUCUCCUGAUGCUGUGCGGCCCCAGGCUGUUCUGUGACAUGCACCUUUCACCUCCCGCUAGCAGAACGCUUCAGCCAGCUCCCUUGGCUUUGAGAUGAGCUGCACUUCUCAUCCCCCUGGAUCCUGCCCGUUGGAGUGACCGAGUAAUGAGCGUGUCUAGCAGGACCGCCAAUAACCUGGUAAAGGAGCCGCCCCCGAGCGCACUGGGUAGAGCUGGCCUUGUGAUACAGAGCGCCAUGUAGUCAGGAGAUUAGCCCGGUCCAGAACGUCUCCCCAGAACCCCACGCUCCUCAGUCACUGCCUAAACCACUUUGCCCUGCUGAGCCGUGUGUUUGUGGGGAGGGAUGUGGUCGUCCACAGUGCCCACUGGCUGCCCCCAGCCCAGCGUUCCUCAGAGCUGGUAUCAGAUCAGUCCCCAGAGCAGGGGUAAAGCUGUUUAUUUGCCAUCCGGAGCCCCCCCAGAGAGCCAGUGCCCCAGGCCAGCCCCUCUUCUCAGUGUAUCGUCUCAGCUGGGCUGAUCUUUGUGUACAUAGUGUUGUUUUAAGUUGAUCUCUUUUAAAGGCAAUUGCUCCUGUCUUUUUAACGAGCGGCUCUCGUUUGAGUUGGUCACUUAGGGCCAGCUUUUAAAGCUAUUUAGGUGCCUAACUCGCGUUGAUUUCAAUGGGAGCCCGACACCCCACAUCUUUAAAAAUCUGGGCCUUAGUGUCCAUGGCCAGCAGUACGGGAGGCAUUUUCUGCCUGGCAUGGACGAAUUGUGCUCCUCCAGCACUUCAUGCUAGCUCCGCCUGGGGAAAGCUCCUGGGGGUGGAUGUCCUGACACCCAGCUGAGCCCGGGCAGUCCUGUGGCAUGGCACAGACGGGCAGCGGACUGGGAGUUGGUGUGAUUUGGGGGAGUGUCCAGAGAGUCUACAAUGCGGCUUCAAUACGGAGCUGCAGCCUGUAGCAACUCCCCAUUGGGGUAUUCAGUGCUCCCUCGGGGCUGCACGCGGUGAGUGGACGUCUUUGCACGUUGGGGCUUGUGGUCUCUGCAGGUAGUGGUGGAUCUCGGCUCCGGUUUAUGGAAGAUGGGCGUGUCCCUUGGCACAUGGACACAUUUCCAGCGCGGCCGUUGGCUGGGCGCUCCAUGUAGUCGUGUACGUUGAAAGGCGCGGUUUGACUCGUGUACGUAUGAGAGGUGGGGGGGGGGGGGGUCGUGAUGGUGGCGGCUCUCCCUCAGCUCCUGCCCUGAUUGGUGGCUGGCACUAAGGCCAAGCGCAGGGCGGUGCUGGGACUCUAGCCUCUUGUGGACCUGGCCCCGUUCAUGCCAGUGCUGAAUCCCUGGGAGAGCUGCAGAGGCUGGGGCCGAAAUGAAACAGGCUGCAAGUGCCCUUGGAAGGAGGGAAGACUGCCGGGGCGGUCUGAGGGCCGGGGAAGGCUGGCUGCGUUUGGGCUCUGUCUCAGACAGGAUGUGCUCGAGGAAGCAGCCUCUCCCCGCCACGCGCCUGUCAGUUAUGUAGGUAGGUUGACUUCCUUGCAGCUGCCGUUUCCUCUCCUGCUGGAGGGCAGCAGACAAGAACCUGGGUGACUCUUUGUAAGCGACCGCUGUGGUUUCUCCGGGGCAGAGUACUGGGAGGUGGGCGCUGAGGCGGAUGGUGGAACCAGGUUCAGAUCAGCUGUUCAGUGAGAGAUCUCCAUACUAAAUGUAUCUGGAAGCCAAGGAGCGACUGCCGAGGGUGUUACCCCACAGAGCAGGCAGCAACGGUAGGUUAUUAUUCAGGGCAGGCCUGGGUUUUGGCAGGUGGUUUAACCGGGAACUGAGAGUGCAGGAGCUCCAGAGGUGGCAGAAUUCAAUGCAAAGCAGAGAGACGCUAGCAUUAAUAUCCCCUUUCUGCAUCAGAAGGGUGGUGGGAUCAAAGCCCAGGGCACCUGUAGCUCGCCCAGAACUGACCUCUUGCAUGUGCCUUAAUUUGAGAACUGACCCUCAGGGUCUGCUUUGUGAGCUUGCUUUGACACCGCCCCAGCCGAGCCGUAUUCAGUCUAAAUGCCCAUCCCAGAGGUGGUAGCAGCAGCGAUCAGCUGCCCUCCUGUCCGUCACAUGCACGCCCCGUGUCACCUCCUAGCUUUCAGCCCAAUAACGCCGCUGUACUCCACUGAUGGCCUCCAGCUGGCUCCGAACAUUGCAUGUGCGGUGCCUGACGAAAGCCGAUCCCGUCCUACGAACUGCAGGAUGAUUUUCACUUCUACAGCUGUCAGAUCCCUCCUUUAGCGUCAGCCACGCCUGGUCUGAGACCUGGCACUACUGUCCAGACCCAGGGUGGUGUCUGACAGACCGAUUCCCUCCCAUGGGCCGGCUCUGACACAACACAACAGAACGUUCGAUGAGGUUUUGUUUUGAAGCACUUUAACAUGGUGGGGUGUUUCCAUGGUGGCUAAGCCUCUUGGCGGGUCCUAGAAGCACUGAUUAUAUUUCAAAAGACAGGGAGUGGAUUUGUGGGUUUUUUCCCCCUUCACGGUGGGACCUUUCUGGCUGAGACAGGAACCCCGCCUGGGAAUUCAAGACAGCGGAGGGUUUUAAUGCAAAAUGAUGCACAACACUAAUGAAGCUGCUACUGACCCGUUUGCCAAGCUAUUACAGUACUUACCACUCUAAAUCCGUGUAACUGUAUGUGUAUGAGCUCUUUGUAAAUAGAGAGAAGGGUCAUACGAUCCAAUGUACAUGAUAUUCAAUUGGAUUCCUCUCCACUGUAUUAUUGUACAGCAUAACAAUGAAAAUGCCGUCCCUAAUAAACGAAGUUGGUAAGAAGCACCUCAUUGGCUGCUCUUGCUUGA
Molecule: messenger RNA, 7350 nt
Organism: Malaclemys terrapin pileata
Lineage: Eukaryota; Metazoa; Chordata; Testudines; Emydidae
Gene: RUBCN
Product: rubicon autophagy regulator
Exons: 21
Coding region: 61-3030 (989 amino acids)
Biological process (GO): negative regulation of autophagosome maturation; negative regulation of endocytosis
Cellular component (GO): early endosome; late endosome
Molecular function (GO): phosphatidylinositol phosphate binding
Source: RefSeq, a predicted model, not a curated record